Messenger RNA from Anolis sagrei ordinatus, 1079 nucleotides. It is a transcript of the gene TLCD1, whose product is annotated as TLC domain containing 1. Gene Ontology annotation, cellular component: plasma membrane. NCBI's taxonomy places the organism in Eukaryota, Metazoa, Chordata, Lepidosauria, Squamata, Anolidae. The record is from RefSeq and is a predicted model, not a curated record. Gene Ontology annotation, biological process: plasma membrane organization; membrane assembly; regulation of membrane lipid distribution.
AUGCCUGUGUGGCGGUGGUGGGCCCCCCCGUGGGCGCGGGUCCUGGGCUCGGCGCUGGCCUUCGGGGGCCUCCGCUGGGCGCUGCGCCGCCUCCCGCUCCCGGCCCACGUCCGCCGGGACGCCACCCGCACCUGGCGCUGGAGGAACCUCCUCGUCUCCUUCGCACACUCCGUCGUCGCCGGGCUCUGGGCCGUCGUCGGGAUCUGGCGGAUACCAGAAGGAAUCUUUGCAGACCUGGUCCACACCUCCACUCCUUCGGGGCGCUUGCUGAUGUGCGUCUCGGCCGGUUAUUUCAUCCACGACUCCUUGGAUAUCAUCGUCUGCCACCAGUCGCGCGCCUCCUGGGAGUACCUGGUCCACCAUGCCAUGGCCGUGUCGGGCUUGUUCUCGGCCAUCUACCUGGACCGCUUUGUGGCGGCGGCCUUGGUCUCGCUCUUUGUGGAGGUGAGCAACAUCUUCCUGACGCUGCGGAUGAUGAUGCGCCUGGGACGCCUGCCCUUCCGCGCCCUCUACGAGGUCAACAAGUACGUCAACCUGGGGGUGUACUUCCUCUUCCGCCUCUUCCCGCAGGCCUACCUGACCUGGUACUUUGCCCGCUUUGUGGAGCUGCGCGGCCAGGGCCUCUUCCUCAUGGUCAACCUGGUGCUCCUGGACGGCAUGAUCCUGGUCUACUUCUCCCGCCUCCUGCGCACGGACUUCUGCCCCAGCGCCCGCAAGGACGGGCCCGAGAGCGAGCGGAAGUUCCUCAACGACUAAAGCCGGGAGGGCCUCCUCGCUCCGCUCCGACCGCCACCGCUGUGCCUUAAACUGCGGCGUUCUCUCUUUCCUUUCCCUUUGGGACCAAAUACGAGUUCGGGCCCCGAUCCCUCCGUAAUCGGGUCGGCCUUUGUGGACUGGGGUCCCGAAAGGAAAUCCGGCCCGAUCCCAACAGAAACGAAUGCGAGCUGGAAGAUUGGACGUGUGAGAUAACGAGUUUGUCUGCCCGCCAUAUUUGUUUUCUCGAGUUUGGAAGUGCGGUUUUGUGUUUUGUUUGCAAAGGAGAGGGUGGUUUUAUGCAUUAAAAAAAGAUCUGUGCCCAA